CCGUAAUAACCACAAGCCUCUCAAACGAGUUCCGCCUCCCCAGCAAAACACAACUUACCCAAAAGCAGCCGAGAACGGAGAGAGUGAGAAAGCCGAACCGGAAAAUGGCGAGCGGUCUUGCAAACAGAGCAUUAACGGAUCGAACCGGAGGCCUGUGGAGGCUCACAUCGAGCUUCCUCAGAAGCUUUAGCACUGCUUCCCAAAACCCAACUUCCGCCGCCGCUUCUCCUUCUUCGGCUUCAAAGAAACCCAAGCGGAAGAAGAAGAAGAACCUGUUCGAGGUGGCCCAGUUUCUUCCCAGCUGGGGAUUGGGGUACCAAAUGGCUAAGACCCACUGGGUCGGCGUCUCUUACCAGAUUACCAAAAUCAAUCUUUACAAGGAUGGUAGACAUGGCAAGGCAUGGGGAAUCGUUCAUAAGGGAGGCUUGCCAGCUGCAGAUGCCCCCAAGAAAAUAAGUGGAGUCCACAAGCGUGGUUGGAGAUACAUUCCCAACUCAAAGACUGAAAUUGUUCCAAGCACGACUAAACCUACAGAAAGUGCUCCAGCAGCUGAAGUUCAAGCAGCUUGAUACGUAUUUCCUCUUUUUUUAGGGAAUUUAGCCCAAUCUGUUAUACCUGGAUGUGCUUUUUCAGUUAAUCAGUUGUAUCGUCCAUUCGUACAUUUUUUUUGUUAGAUAAGGUAGUGUGUUUUUUCAAAUCAGUUUACUAUGAUGAUCAAAUGUAGCAUCUUCCCUUGUGCACUGAAACUAGAAUAAUGUUUCGGAAAUGCAAAUUUGGAAAUGGCUUAUCAAAGAGAAGGAUUGAGCA
Molecule: messenger RNA, 807 nt
Organism: Pyrus x bretschneideri (Chinese white pear)
Lineage: Eukaryota; Viridiplantae; Streptophyta; Magnoliopsida; Rosales; Rosaceae
Exons: 3
Coding region: 105-569 (154 amino acids)
Cellular component (GO): mitochondrion
Molecular function (GO): structural constituent of ribosome
Source: RefSeq, a predicted model, not a curated record